AUGAACUCGGAAGUUACUUCGGAGGUUACUAGAGAGGUUACUAGAGAGGUUACUAGGGAUGCUACUAGCUUACCCAACAACCAGUCACAUAUUGGGGAAAUAGCCAUGACAACUCUUAAAGCUGGCGUCAUUAUCGGUGAAACUAUUGGUGAAAUAUUGCCGUUUGCAGCAGCCGCUUGUAAAAUAGCAAGUCAAAUCAUAGACAUGGUAGAGUCAGCUCAACGUCAUAAAAAAAUCUGUAAAGACUUAUCGAGAAGAAUUGAGGAAGCGACAAAAAGAAUACAAGCAAAUCCACCAACAAAAGAUGUAAGCCUUGCGAUCCAAGUUUCAUAUCAAAACUAUAAACAGAUUUUAGAAGAGGCUGCUAA
Messenger RNA from Ambispora gerdemannii, 368 nucleotides. NCBI's taxonomy places the organism in Eukaryota, Fungi, Glomeromycota, Glomeromycetes, Archaeosporales, Ambisporaceae. The record is from the annotation of a GenBank genome assembly.